Olea europaea var. sylvestris is the source of this 2669-nucleotide messenger RNA. RefSeq names its product probable ADP-ribosylation factor GTPase-activating protein AGD14. Gene Ontology annotation, molecular function: GTPase activator activity. NCBI's taxonomy places the organism in Eukaryota, Viridiplantae, Streptophyta, Magnoliopsida, Lamiales, Oleaceae. The record is from RefSeq and is a predicted model, not a curated record. The transcript has 13 exons. The coding region runs from base 224 to 2248 and encodes 674 amino acids.
UGAAGCCCAAAAUUGUAGAGAGAGAGAGAGAGAGAGGGGGGUUGAUUCAGGCUCGGUCUUUCCUUUUCCGUGAAAGAAAACGAACUGAAACCCUAGAGAAUUUUGAAUAAAUUAAAUUCUCUCCCUCAAUAUUUGAGCUGAAAAAAACCUUUUUUAAAUACAUUUUUGGGUAAUUUUAAUUUUUUUUUACUCUCUUUUGAGCUUGGGGUUUGGAAUCUGGAAAAUGAGCAGCAGAAAAGCAGAGGAGCGAAACGAGAAGAUUAUAAGGGGUCUCAUGAAGCUCCCUCCGAAUCGAAGAUGCAUAAACUGCAACAGCUUGGGACCUCAAUAUGUUUGCACAAAUUUUUGGACUUUUGUUUGCAUGACUUGCAGUGGAAUACAUCGUGAGUUUACUCAUCGCGUGAAGUCUGUUUCUAUGGCUAAGUUUACUUCUCAAGAAGUGGAUGCUCUUCAAAAGGGUGGUAAUCAGCGUGCCAGAGAGACAUACUUAACGGCCUGGGAUCCACAGCGGCAGAGACUUCCUGAUAAUAGCAAUGUUGAUAAAGUUCGUGAGUUCAUAAAGAAUGUUUAUGUAGAUAAAAAAUAUGCCCUGGAGAAGUCAUCUGACAAACCACCAAGAGAUACACAGAACGCAAAACGCCAGGAAGAUGAGACAAGGCGAGCAAGUUCAUACCAUUCUUAUUCACAAAGUCCACCAUAUGAUUUUCAGUAUGAAGAACGACGCUAUGGGAAACACGCACCUGGACUCACUAGAAAGCCUGGGUCAGAUCGAGGCCCAUAUGGAGAAAAACUGUCUAAUUUCUCGAGUCCUGGCCGUGCUAAUGAUAAUGUAUAUGAGGACAGGUCUGAUGUGCUAUCACCUUCCUCCCAGAGAGACAUCGGAAGCCACUUCAAUGCAACGUCGAUAGAAGUUGGACGGCAUCAUGUGGUUUCCAACCAUUUAGAUGCAUACACCAAAAGAGAUGGAGGAAGAAUGCUGCAUCCACAGAGAACUGCAUCUUCAGGUUCAGGAAGCUUUGGAUCAUUUGAUAGCAAUUCCAUGUCUUUCACAUCAGUAAAUUCUUUUAACUUGCUGGAAAUUGCCUCAGAAUCCGGUCAAUCUGCUGAGACUUCCCAUCAAACACAGCGUUCAGUAUCUGAGAACUUUGAUAGCUUGGAUCUUUUCAGUGCACCCUUUGCAACACAAAAUGUUACCUCAGCAUCUUCAGCAGCUGGUAUGACUCAAUUUCCAGACUCAAGUCCAGCUCAAUCCGUUGAUUUGUUCCAACAAUCUUCUAAUCCUUCCGUUCCAACUUUCAACUCACAUCAACCAUCCCAAACCCUUCCUUCUUCAUCUUUAGACUUAUUUGCUGCGAUGCCUCAGCAGCAAUCCUCCAAUGGAAAAAUCUCCAAGGGAAUGCCAAAAAAUGAAGGAUGGGCAACAUUUGACAGUCCUCAGAACGCAUCAUCUAUGGGAAUUGAAAAUUCAACCCCUGCCAUAGUACCAUCUUCUGACAUGAGUUUUCUAGGAAACAUAGAUUUGGGAUCGCUUGUGCAUUGUCACUCCUCUCAAGAUUCUUCUGACCAUCGACCUUCCGCAGAUAUGUCUAAUCUAUGGCAUGAAGGUGCACAAAAUUUUGAGGCAACCACAAAAGCAACGAGCAUUCAAUCGUGGAAUGCAUUCGAAGAUUCCAAAGGAGAACGUUCAAUUGAGAACACUGUCAAAAGUAGCGAACCAGUCACCAGCCCAUUUACUUCAGAUGCUGCCUAUCAGUGUUUUGGAUUUAGCAUACACGAGUCCUUGGGUAAUGAUAUAUUUCAAAGAGCUGCAGACAAUACUGGACCCCCUUUAUCUAGUAUAACAUCUCAUUCCACGGUAUUGUCGCAUGAUUUCCGCGCGCUUCCUGCAGCGGUUUGUUCUAUUACUUUGGAUGUAGUACAUUCAAACGUGACAAAUCACAAGUCUUCCAAUCCAUUUGAUCUUCCCGAUGAUUCUGACAUGGAAUCUAGUAAUAUGUCUCAGUUCUGGGACAUGAAAUCUUUGCAAUCGGCACUUCCAAAUAGCAGUUUACCAACUUCCUUUCUUGGUGCUGUUACCCAGUCUUCGUUUCCCCCAAAUCCAGUUACAGGCUAUGUUCCUGGUGGAGUGACAUUUGAUCCUCCCAUAGGCUCAUUGGGAUUUAUUGCAGGACAAUCACCGAGCAACCAGUUACCGAAUGUCCCGGCACAAGGCCAUGUUGCAUCUAUCGGAGGAAAUCCUUUUGCAUAGGAUUCAAACGAGUCUACUGAACUUUUCUAGCCAAUCUUGCAUUUCUCUUCGUGGACUCCAAACUGACAGAGCUCUUCAUCUAUAUGGCUUUCACGUUCUUUGCAAAAUGAGUCCUGGCUUUGAAAAUCCUGUGUAGUCGUUCGUGACUACCAGUCGAACUCCUGGGGUUUGUAUUAUUACCAUUAGCUUACCAUUCCAACUGAGAGUGUAACUGUAGGAGCUUUGAAUUGAUUGUAUAAUUAUAAUAGUGGGGAUUUUCUCAACCUGUCCGCGCACAUUCUUGAAUGGCUUAGUCAUGUAAUAUUUAUUGUUCUGGGAGCCUCUGGUUUGUGUAAUCAGUACAUUUUGUUUCGUGUUCAAGAGAUAUUUUCAUGUAUACUUUUUGUUUCGUGUUCAAGAGAUAUUUUCACGUCGCUUGUUA